Molecule: messenger RNA, 6623 nt
Organism: Schistosoma rodhaini
Lineage: Eukaryota; Metazoa; Platyhelminthes; Trematoda; Strigeidida; Schistosomatidae
Source: the annotation of a GenBank genome assembly
GCAUUGCUUGGUUACAUAAAAGCUGCGAAGGUUCGAAAUUUCACAACUUUCAUUAUUUCAUCAAUUGGUAAUAUUGGAAUGUUUUUCAAGAGUAAGGGAAACAUGUUGCAUAUAAUUAUUCACCUUCAAAAAGGUUUCGGUAUCUAUAUUGUCGGAAAUUGCUGCAUGGUUUUAGAACAGGUUACUCUUGUCUCACAAACUUAUUAGUCGCUCGUGAAAGCUGGUGCGCUCUUAAGGACCAAAAAUUACCUAUAGACGUAGCUUACAUCGAUUUCAGCAAAGCCUUCGACAAAGUUCCGCAUAACCGGCUGUUAUAUAAGCUAAGGAAUGUCGGGAUUGGAGGCAAUCUAUUGAUGUGGAUAAAAGACUUCCUAGUUGGGCGUCAACAAAGAGUAAGGGUGAACUCCAAGUUGUUUAGCUGGGAAACUGUGCUUAGUGGAGUCCCCCAAGGUACAGUUUUGGGGCCAGUGUUAUUCCUCCUGUACGUAAAUGAUCUCCCUCGUCUACUAUCGUCAUCGGUCUUACUCUAUGCUGAUGAUGUCAAGAUAUGGAGAGCGAUACAAAGCAAGAGCGAUAGCUUAGAACUUCAAAAUGACCUGGAGAGAUUAUCUGAAUGGUCCCAAACCUGGCAAUUGCCGAUAAACACUUCCAAGUGUAUUGUGAUGCAUAUUGGCCAUCAGGGUACAGAUACAUACACGAUGAAUAACACUGAGUUACCUAUUGUUCAGGCACACAAUGACUUAGGCGUCAUCGUUAGUCAAGACUUAAAGACUACUGCACACUGCCGUGCAAUAGCCGCCAAAGGUUUUAGGACUUUAUGGUCCAUACGCAGGACUUUAUGCAUCUUGACGCUAAAACGUUUCUGACUUUGUAUACAGUGUUCGUACGCCCUAAACUUGAGUACUGUAUACAAGCAGCUAACCCCUGCCUAAAAAAAGACAGUGAACUCUUGGAAAGAGUUCAGAGAACAGCAACUAGGCUGAUUCCCGGAAUAGCGAAGCUCCCGUAUGGUACUAGACUGACCAAGCUAAACUUAUUCCCGCUGUCAUAUAGAAGAAUCAGAGGUGACUUGAUUAUAGUUUUCAAAUUGCUAAAUGACAAAUUUGCACCUGAUAUGCCCUCAUUUUUCUUGUCUUCCAAAACAGAAAAUCUACGAGGACACUCCAAAAAAGUUCACAAGCCCAGAACGAAUUACUUGUCAGCUGACUACCGACUUUCCCAUCGAAUAAUCAACGAGUGGAAUUCAUUACCUCAGCACGUGGUUGAGGCUCCAUCCGUCGACUCCUUCAAAAGAAAGUUGGAUCAGCUGAGAGACCAUCAUUGCCAGGACUAACACAGGCCACCAAGCCUCCUGUCCUUUCCAAACUGAAACUGAAACUGAAACUGAUAUUCAUGCAUAAAACAUUAAUUCUCCAGUCUCCCUAUUUUGGGGGAAAUUUGUCUGUUUUGGUAGAAUUUCGGGAAAAUGGCACGAAAACCCCGCAAUUUCCUCAGUACUGUAUGACAAUUACUUUAGGGAAAUUUGUCUGUAUUUAUGGAAUGGUGAUUUCAUCAAUCUUGUAACUGAUCCCAAACAACAAAUAAAAGGGGAAAUAAAGGCGAACAAAGGGAAAAUAAAGCGGACGAAAGCGUAAAUAAAGGGAGUUAGACAAACAGACAACUUAGUGUUUCGUCCAAUAGCCUUCGUUUGCGUGUGUCAAUGAGUAGAUUAUGGUGUUGUAGCAGGUCUAUACCAAUGAUUGGCAUAGAAACAUCUGCAACCACGAAAAUCCAGUGAAUACGUUUGCAUAAACCCACGUUCAGGUAGACUUACCCUUUACAACAUGUGAUGAUUGGCUUUCCAUUUGCCGCCAGUAAGCUCAAAACAGAUUCGUGAAGCCUGUCGUUAGAAUUCACAGGAAGAACGAUAACUCCUGCGCCAGUAUCGACGAGGUAGCGAACUUUCGUGGUCACAUCUGUGACAUAUAAAAGGCAGCUAUGUUCGCCGGCUACGGUUGCCGUUAACGCGUGCCGGCUGGGAAGUUUCCCGAAUUGUUUUUCGUGUCGGUGGAUUUAGAGUUCGGAUAAUCGCAGGGUUUUCUGAAAUUCCCAGAAGACUUUCCAUACUGGUUAUGAUACUAUCAUUGGACGGCGUUAUCCGUCUCUCGUCAUCUGGAGACAGAUCGUCUUCGUGAAAGGCUUCUUCACGGGGUAUGUGACCGUUUACGGUCAUUUUCAAAUCUAAGAUAACCUGUAAAUGUAUGACAUAAUUCCGUAGUGUCGUUCUGGAUUGUUGUCAAUCGUACAUGUCUCAAUAAUAAGCACGAAUGGUUAGAUAUCAAGUCACCAUUUACUAAUUAGCUCACUUCAUGUCCGAACAACAGACAUUUUAGAGUCAGGAUAGAAUUCGCCUCAUCUCAGACUACGGAAUGUCAUAAACGGUGCCCUCAGGAUUCAGUACUAGAACCUCUUCUUUUCCUUAAUUCCUAAAAAUAGCCUUUCUCAAUAAGUAUCGUCCGAUUUGUCACCUUCCGCUGACGAGGUAAACUCUUGAGAGAAGGGAAGUAAAUCAAAGGCCCAUGCUAAUUAUUUUGGCAUACAGUUUUGUUUAUCUAGUUUAAUUUAGAGUUAUUCAGUCUAAUGGACUGGUAUCGUCUCUUUUAGUAGUAUGUUCCAGAAUUUAGUUACUCUUAAGACGAAUCUAUAAUCGUAUAGAAUGCGGCAUUUCCUGAGCUUUUGAAUUUGUUUUCUACUGAUUCUCGGUUUCUUUAAUUUAAAUACGAAAGGAGAAUGACCUCAAGCCCAUCACUAUAUGGUUUCGUUACGAAUGAAAAAACUCUAUCACCUUAUUCUAACAAUUUAAACCUUUUCCUACGGGCCUGUUUGCCACGAAUGUUUGAUGAUAUCUACUCGUAUGUUUGCCUAAGCUUUAAAAUUAACCUAUAAUGGUAUAUGUUGGCAUUUAUUAGGUGAAUACUUAAUAUUUUUGCAUUUCACUCCUAUAACUUACACAUUUAUGAAUAAUGAAUAUAAACUAUGGAUGUAGAUCUGAAUGUUUCGUGAGCGGAAGACGCUACAAAAACUGUGAUUGAUUGCCUGAAAAAUUAUGCCGUUCAUACAAGCAAAAACGUAUGGAUCGUGAGUUUUAAAUUCAGUCGUCAGAUGCUAUAUAACGUUUAUAGAAUUCAAUGCCUGACGCUUACCACGUCUAUUUUGAGCUUUGCGUCAUGCUGUCAAAACCUAUUACACCUAGAAGAAGGUCAAAUAAAGAACCAAAGUCAGUACCGGUCACCAAGUAAGCAUUAUAUGAAACAGUGAUAUUUCUAGCGUGACUCGAUAACUCUUUUUACGUCGGGUUGUAAUUCAAACGUGAGACUAAAGUCUCUCAAGGUUGUACAUAUGUGAUAUUAUAUAUGGUCGUUUAGACAUCCAAUAAAAACUUCACUAAACACACAUGUACAAAAUACUUGAUGAAUUUGCUCACAUACAAAUGUUUUAUAAAGUCUUUUAUGCGUAAUAAAAAGUUUCUAGAGGUUUCUAGUACUAAGAUCUCUCGUAAUAAUACAUCUUAACACAGACAAGGGCCAACUAAUAUUACCUAUGUAGGUGGAAACAAACUCUAAAUAUAGUUUAUGCUACAAAAUAUUGUAAUACACAAAAUCAUUAUAACAUGUAGGUUCCAAACAGCCGCUUUUCAUUGAUUUUUAAAUUAUUUAGUUACUUAAACGAUUGUUUCUCAUAGUCAUUAAUUUUAGGAUACUUGUGCUUUGUAUACACACGGUUAUUCUAAAAUCACAUUAUACUGUCAAUUAAUUUAUCGUAAUGUUUAUGCCUUUGAAAAAAGAUUUCAUUUAUUCACGUUUUUUACCGGGAAGAUGAUGGAUAACUUAGUGUAACUGGCAAAUAUUCUAGUAGGCGUGGGACUGAUAGGUCCUGGUUGCGAAUCUCAUGGGGUAGGAUCGUGGAUGCGAACUUCUGAGGUGUCCCAAAAUAGGAUGAAACGGCCGUCCAGUGCUUCCAGGUUUUUCAUGAUGGUCUAGCUUCAACUGACUCAUGAUCUUAACUAUUAAAAUUGAAAACAAUUUGUCUAAUCAUCUAAAAUUAAUUCUCAUAAAAAUCCUUUCUUCUUUUUAAUUAAUAUCACAUUAACAUAAGACAAAUAUCUAAAAUCUUUCAAAAUUUUUUAUAUAUUUCUCUAGAACAAUGAACAGAAUUAAUUUGAUAUGAAUAAAAUAGAAGAAAUAACUAAAACAUUACAAACAGAAAUAGAUGAUAGUAAAAUUAUAUCUCAAUUGACAGAGUUAUAUCAAGUUUAUUUACAAGAAAAAAAUGAAAAUCAUGGAUUCAUAAAUAAUUAUUUAAUUAAUUUAAAUUUACCGCUAAUUUUAUGCAAAUCAAUAAAACAAAAUUUUUCACAAAUCAAUCAAAAUUGGUUCAUUGCAUAUCAAUUAAGUUGUUUCUUAUUAGAUAUUAUCUUAUCAUCAAAUAAUACAAAUUUAAAUGAUUUUCAAAUGAAUAUUAUUAUUGAUUCUCAUUUAAUUUUAUUAAAACGUUUACAAAAAAAUUAUCUUUUAAAAAAAGAAUCAAUAAUUAAUUUGGAAACAACAAAAGAUGAAUAUUUAAAUGUAAUCAGAUUAAUAUUAAAUAAUUUUAAAAAAAUAAUUCAAUAUUCUACAAAAAUUGUAUAUUUAUUAUUGAAAUCACCAUGGUUUCUACAAUUAUUUAUAACAGAUAAUAAAGAAUUUUCAUUAUUAUUAAUAGAAUUUUUUAUUGUAUGUAUUAAUUUAUCACCGGAAUCAUUUGAUCGAUUAAAGCACAGUUUAAAAAUUGAUAUAUUAGACGAAUUAAUUUAUCAUUUAUCUAUAAUGAAUAAUUCUGAAAUGAUACAAAAAAUAAUCAAAUCUCUUGUUGUAUUAUUAAUUAAAAUACCAGGAUUAUCGAAGACUAUAGUAAAACGUUAUCGUGGUAUUCAAUUGUUGUUAAUGAAAUGGUUGAAUCAGUUUACUAAUAAAUCAAAUGGAGUGGUUAGUACAAAAGUCAGCAUGGAAACUACACAAACAAUACUAGAUAAGAAUGAAGCUUGUAGACUAUUAUUAACACAACUAAUUGAUCUAAUCAAUGAAUCGCAGAUACCUACAGCAAAAGAAAAAAAGUCAGAAAUGAUAGUCAAUAGAAAGAAAACACUUGAAAAUAAGAACAUAGAUGUGAGACAAGCAGCGAUUAUUAUUCAGUCAAAUUGGAGAGGUUAUUCUGAUAGAAAGAAAAUAAAACGUAUGAAUGAAAGUAUUGGACUUUUACAGCGACAUUUUAGAGAACAUCAAUUAAAAAAGUUAGAAAAUGAGCAACAAGUUCAACUUGAAAAAGACUUCCAGAUUAUGAUCACAAUGAAUCGUCAUAAACGCUACCGAGAGAAGUUAGAAACAGAAAUUAAAUUAUGGUCGAGUUUACCUGGUUGUUUAGUUGAAAAUGAAUGGAAUAAAGAACGUGAAUUAGCUGCCAUAUUUAUUCAACGACAUUAUCGUGGUUACUGUGCACGAAAAUAUCUGAAAAAUCAACGGGACUAUUUAAAACGUGAUAAAGCUGCUAGAACAAUUCAAUUGAAUUUUCGUAAGUAUUUAUCACGUUUAGAAUGUGCAUCGUCUGGAAAAACUGUGUUCAAGAUAGAUCCAACAGAGAAUAACUUAAUCAAUAAUAAAAAGUUAGAAAUCACUAUUAAGGAAGUUCUCAGGGAACAUCGAAAAUGGUGUGAAACGCAUCAGCAAAGUAUGAGACUGAUCAAUCAAUUGGAAGAUGUUCAUAAAGAGACCCAAAUCAAAAUUGGUCAGUAUCGCCGUGAUUAUCAAGUGAACAGUAUUAAAUAUUUUUAUUCACAUGAAGCAAAGGCUAUCUACUUAAAUCGCCAAGAAUAUUUGCAAGUUAUGGUGAGAUAUUAAGCAAUAAAUGACUAUGUACAAUAUGAUACUGAAUCGUCAAUGUUCUUACAUUCAUGCUUAGAUAGAAAAACUUGGAAUUAGAGUUUAUUGGUGUCAGUGUUCAUCUGAAGAACAUACUGUUAAGGUCAAGAUGAUUCAUGGAUUCCGUUAGAAAUUUGAACACAACAUUUUUAAAGGUUAUCAUGUUAAACUGUUUGAUCAACAGUGUAACUAUAAAGUACGAUGUUUUCCAUUGGCGAAUGACCAAUUAUAACUAGAUACCUAGGUAACUGAUAUAACGAGUAGAACACUACUCAUCUUGUUAAAAUAAGUAAUGAAUGUUUCGGUCUGCAUGGAAACAGAAGAACCUCUGAGAUUGUAAAUGAACAAUCUUAAUGAACACCAAAUAAUUGGAGUUAGAUCAGAGGAUAAAUCAAUAAAAUCUCCACUGAGUAACAUCACGUUAAAAAGACUAUGAAGCAAUGCCAAUGUUAUUUAGAUCUCCUAUAUAAUACACAGCACCAGAAAUCACUUACUUGAAUAAUUAGUUUGGUUAAGUUUAUCAAUCAUGAUUAUCAACCACAAAGACGUCCUGUCACUACAGUUAUUCAUUUACAACAGUUCAGAUUAUGCUACCUUAUUCUUAUCAUUCAUUCUAGUCAACAUAUAUUGCUACUUAGAAUAAACCCGACCGUUGCUACUACCUUUACGUGGUGGUCGGGCUUGCCUAUC